CCCCAAAGCCGCCCCACCGUGUCAUCGAUAAUUAUAGCUUGGGCGACAACACUUCUCCUUCUCUCACUCCCUCUCCCUCUCUCCCCCCCCCCCCCCCCAUCUUCACCUCUUCCCCUCCUCCCUCCCCCUACCCGCCUCAUGUCCGACACGGCCCUCCCUGAAGGCACUGCGCUGCCUGCGCUGGCGCCACGAGACCCGGAUGCGCCCCCAUCCAGCGCUGGUCGCUCGUCGGUUGGGGCCUCCGCGCCCGACCAACCGCCACAGGAGACGACGGCCGUCCCCGAUGAGAUCAAAGCUCGUCUGGACACAGUUGUCCACUCAGAAAUCGGCGUCUUCACCCUCCUGACUCGAUUGAAGCAAAGUGUAGCCUCCGCCAGAGAAUUCUCGACCUUCUUGAAGAAAAGAGGUGCACUGGAGGACGAACAUGCUCAGGGGCUGAGGAAGCUGUCCCGCGCGAUCGGCGAUGCGGCCUCACGCAACGAAAACCGCCAGGGCACAUACAGCUCCAGCUACAAGGACAUCCACCGACUGCAUGACCGGAUGGCCGAUCAUGGCCAGCAAUUCGCAGUGUCCCUGGCCAAAAUGGCCGACGACAUGGCCGAGCUCGCCACCAACGUUGAACGCGGUCGCAAGCAGUGGAAGCAGACCGGACUUGCUGCAGAGAAAAAAGUCGUCGAUGCCGAGGCGCAGGCCGAGAAGGCCAAGGCCAAAUACGAUACGUUCGCGGAACAGUACGAUCGUGUCCGCACGGGAGACAGGCAAGGAGGCAAAUUCGGACUCAAGGGACACAAGUCUGCCGCUCAGCACGAGGAAGAUUUGCUGCGCAAGGUCCAGAAUGCGGACAGCGACUAUUCGUCCAAGGUCCAGGCUGCUCAAGAAGCCCGUCGGGAACUGGUGGCUACGGGUCGACCGCAGGCCGUGCGCGCUAUCCAGCAACUGAUUGAAGAAUGCGAUUCUGGUCUGACUCUGCAGCAGCAAAAAUUUGCCGUUUUUAGUGAGAAGCUGCUACUGGGACAGGGUAUGUGUGUCAGCCCGCUGAGGAACGGCGAGACCAACGGGGCGCUGGCGCCAAAGAGUCUGUCCGAGGUGGUACGCCAGGUGGACAACCAGAAGGACCUCCAGGACUACAUUUUGAGCCACGAAGGAAACCCAGGUGCAGUCGCCUCGGAGGAAAUCAAGUAUGUGCGUCAUCCGACACUCGGUGGAUCAACAACUACUGCGGCACCGUCACAACCAAGCGCCCAACCCAAACCCCAGUCGACCAUGCCCCAGUCGUUCUCCCAGCAAAACCUGGCGUCGCCCAUCCCGCAACCUUCGCCAAGCGCUGGAGCAAAGCAACCACCGUAUCCGACAGAAGCGGCACCGCCAUCUGGACCUCCACAAGGUCAACCUCCCUAUCCUGUUUCAGGACCACCGCCUUCUGACGGGCCUCCACCACUGGGCCAAAUGCCGGGCCAUGUACCAAUGAUGAUGCCACCGCCCAAGAGCAACCUGCCUCCGUUGAAACCGGUUUUUGGUGUAUCGCUUUACGACCUGUACGCCCGCGAUGGAACCGCCGUGCCGAUGAUUGUGUACCAAUGUUUCCAGGCUGUCGAGCUGUUUGGAUUGAACAUGGAGGGUAUAUAUCGCAUGUCGGGGAGCGCCAACCAUAUCAACCACAUGAAGGCUGUUUUUGACAACGACUCGUCGCAAGUCGACUUCACCAACCCGGAGAACUUCUACCACGACGUCAACAGCGUCGCAGGGCUCUUGAAGCAGUUCUUCCGGGAACUGCCCGAUCCUCUGUUCACAUCGCAGUUCUACGCUGAUUUCGUCAAUGCUGCUCGCAUCGAUGAUGAUAUCCAGCGCCGAGACUCGCUGCACGCUUUGAUCAACAGUCUCCCUGAUGCGCAUUACGCUACACUCCGCGCCAUCAUUCUGCAUCUCAAUAAAAUCCAAGAACAUUCUUCCCAGAACCGCAUGAACGCAGGGAACCUCGCCAUUUGCUUCGGACCAACCCUCAUGGGCGCCAAUUCCGGAGGCAACAUUGCCGACGCGGGCUGGCAGGUCCGCGUGAUCGAGACCAUCCUCGUAAACACAUUCCAGAUCUUCGACGACGACUAG
Messenger RNA from Penicillium riverlandense, 2103 nucleotides. It is a transcript of the gene rgd1, whose product is annotated as putative Rho GTPase activator (Rgd1). Gene Ontology annotation, biological process: signal transduction; regulation of GTPase activity. Lineage: Eukaryota; Fungi; Ascomycota; Eurotiomycetes; Eurotiales; Aspergillaceae. Gene Ontology annotation, cellular component: cytoplasm. The transcript is spliced from 7 exons. The record is from RefSeq and is a predicted model, not a curated record. The annotation marks the transcript as partial.